This is a messenger RNA of Pistacia vera, 848 nucleotides long. RefSeq names its product high mobility group B protein 4. The transcript has 8 exons. The record is from RefSeq and is a predicted model, not a curated record. NCBI's taxonomy places the organism in Eukaryota, Viridiplantae, Streptophyta, Magnoliopsida, Sapindales, Anacardiaceae. Bases 162 to 599 code for a protein of 145 amino acids.
UCCCAAAUAAUCCUUUCGUUAUUUUCGCUACGUUCCUUGAGCCCCAAAAAAAGUCCCCUCUCGCACGCACGUAAUAAAAAACAACAAACAAAUACAAGUUACAAACCAGCACAUCAUUUGGUCUCUCUUUCUCAAAAACCCUAAUCGCUCCAGGUUUCGUCAUGAAGGGAGGAAGAUCAAGAGCUAAUGAGAAUGACAAUGAUACGAAGCUGAAGAGCAGAGGCGCGAGAGCCGGAAAGCGAAAGGCAAAGGCUCCGAAGGAUCCAAACAAGCCGAAGAGACCUCCUAGUGCUUUUUUCGUUUUCAUGGAGGAGUUUAGGCAGCAAUUCAAAAGAGAAAAUCCUAACAACAAAUCCGUGGCUGCUGUUGGCAAAGCUGGUGGAGCGAAAUGGAAGUCCUUGAGUGACGCUGAGAAAGCUCCAUUUGUAGCUAGGGCUGAGUCAAGAAAGAAUGAUUACAACAAGAACAUGACGGCUUACAACAAGAAAUUGGCUGACGGAGAAAAUGGAGUUGAGGAGAAUGAAUCUGACAAGUCAAAGUCUGAAGUGCACGACGAGGAUGAAGAUGGCACUGGAGAGGAGGAUGAAGAUGAUGAUUAGAGAAAGGCAGAGGAGGAAGAUCCAUGUGGGACAUGAGCAGUUUAGUAGAAUUGCUUAUAAUAUGAUAAAACAUAAUUAGUGUUUUAGAUUAGAUUAAUUAGAUUAGUUUAUUAGUUUAAAAACACAGAACAGAGAAAGGACUGGUUUCAGUUCAGCCUUUCAGGAAUUUACUGUGAGCACAUAUGGAUCAUGUACUUAAAGUUCCGUAAUUCAGUAAUUCUUAAUGAUCUAGUUUCAGUCUUUCAUCAA